AUGACAUGUAUUGUGCUAUCCGUUUUUUUACGUCGAACAAGACUACCGGAGGAUAUCAAGUCCCACAUCACUACAAUGGAUUCCUCGAAUUCUGACCAUCCCGACAGUGCUACAAAUGGGGCUGUUUUCACCUCCCACGAAACUGCAUGCAGUCCAAAACACGAGUCACCUCUGGAUACCUUGAAUGCCGAAACUCAACGUCUCUUGACCCAGAUGUUCCAGGACACACAUCACGUGACUCCUACCCAUUUGUUACGCGAUUCAGUCUACCGUUUCAGCAAACCAGCGCGCCUGACCGAACCGACUGAAGUUGUUGCCCACAGGGCUCCAGAUGUGGUCCACAGCCCGAGUGAUUUCCCACCGGCCUUGGUUGUCGUUCCAUCGAUGUCAAGUGAGAACCAUGUUCAUUAUCCACAGUGCUCUACGGAAACGAUAAUCUCGAACUCUACUGCAUUGGACGUCCAACUGGAUGGAAAUUUGAUAGAUAUUUGUAAGUGGCACCACUCGCCUUUCUAUUUGCAUUCUCUCCCUUGCAAAUUACUGGUAUCCUUUGGCAUGCAUUUUACAUGA
Dicrocoelium dendriticum is the source of this 570-nucleotide messenger RNA. Lineage: Eukaryota; Metazoa; Platyhelminthes; Trematoda; Plagiorchiida; Dicrocoeliidae. The record is from the annotation of a GenBank genome assembly.